Messenger RNA from Aureobasidium namibiae CBS 147.97, 1518 nucleotides. RefSeq names its product major facilitator superfamily transporter. Gene Ontology annotation, molecular function: transmembrane transporter activity. Lineage: Eukaryota; Fungi; Ascomycota; Dothideomycetes; Dothideales; Saccotheciaceae. Gene Ontology annotation, biological process: transmembrane transport. The record is from RefSeq and is a predicted model, not a curated record. Gene Ontology annotation, cellular component: membrane. Bases 1 to 1518 code for a protein of 505 amino acids. The transcript has 4 exons.
AUGGGCUUAUCAUCUAUAUUCAGGAAGGCCAAGCCAGCUAUCCACCUGGAGCAUCGGUCUUCAGAAGAGAAGGCCUUGGUCCGAAGACUAGACAUGUUUCUUCUGACAUUCGGAUGUAUCAGUCAAGUCAUCAAAUACUUGGAUCAACAGAACAUCAACAAUGCAUACGUCUCAGGCAUGGAAGAAGACUUGAACCUCUACGGCAAUGAACUCAACUACUUCACCACAUACUUCAACAUCGCCUACUGUCUCAUGCUCAUUCCCUCACAAGCAAUCAUGACCUACGUAAGACCCAGCUACUGGCUCACUGGUCUAGAAAUCACCUGGGGCGUCAUCACAGGGUUCAUGGCACUGGCAAAGAGCGCAAAACAUGUUUAUGUACUGAGAGUCUUUCUUGGGCUGUGUGAGAGUAGUGCAUGGCCUGGUAUGAUGACUUUGCUUAUGCAUUGGUAUACGCCUAUGGAGCUUGCGAAGAGGAUGGGAUUCUAUCAGUCUUGUCAGACGUUGGGGUACAUGAUGUCUGGUGCGUUACAGGCUGCUAUUAUUGCUACUCUGGAAGGUAAAGGGCUGUCUGGUUGGCGAUGGCUCUUUGUGAUUAAUGCCAUCAUGACUGUGGUCUGGGGUAUCCUAGGAUUCUUCAUGCUGCCGGAUGUACCCAACAAUCCCAACCCUAGGGCGUUCUGGUUCAAGAAGAUUGACCAGGAGCUUGCCAUGGAGCGACUAGCUCGUCACGGAAGAGCUGAACCAAAGAAGUUGUCCUGGGCUGGGACCAAGCGUGCAUUCUCCGGCUGGACAUUGUACUUUAUCGCAGCAUUAUACAUUGCCACUGUGCACGCUCAAGGAGGCUACCAAUACUUCAAUCUCUUUUUGAAGUCCCUCACCAACCCGGAUGGCUCAAAGCGAUGGUCCACUGAAGAAAUCAACGUCAUACCCAUCGCGGGUGGCGGUAUCGCCGUAGCCUUCGUCUGGAUCUGGGCCAUCCUCUCCGAUACACUCCGCACCCGUCACACCCUCAUCAUCGCCCAAUCUCUCAUCGGCCUGAUCCCCGCCAUCACAAUGACACUCUGGACACGCAACCCCUCUAGCGUACCCAUCUCAGCCGCCUAUGCCAGCUACUUCAUCUCCCACCUCUCCUUGGGCACGGCACCACUAAUCUUUUCCUGGCUAUCAGAACUGAUACCCCAAGAUCCUGAAGCUAGAUCACUGAUUGUAGGCACUAGCGUGGCUGGCUACUAUGCAGUGUCAGCAUGGAGUGGAAUUCUGAUUUGGCCGGCCAAGGAAGCACCGUAUUAUAGAUGUGGAUGGCAGACUGCGUUGAGUUUGUGGCUUGUUGUCAUAUGCAUGACUUGUGUGUUGAGGUUUGUGGAUGUUAGGUAUCUGAUGCCGAAGAGGAAGCUGUUCGCGGAGACUUUGCAUGGGGAUGCGGUGCAGGAGGAGAGUGAAGAUGCUGCUUCUGAGCAUGGGGACGGAGAUAGUUUGAAGGGCCGGGAUGUUGGUGUGGCAGUCAGCAGGGUUUAG